UUUGCAUUCUUUUGCUUCUACCUUCUGCUUGCUGUGAUUGCUGGUGCAAUGAUGCUUGGUCUCAAAUUAGUUUUCAUUACAAUUCACCCUAUGAAGUGGGGAGCUACUUUAAUGAACUCUUUUCUGUUCAAUGUGGGACUUAUUCUUUUGUGCUCAAUAAGUGUCAUACAAUUCUGUUCCACCGCAUAUGCGUACUAUGCUCAAGCAACCGCUGCCCAGGAAAUAUUCGGCCACACAUUGGAGUCUCUUCGUGGGAUUAAAUAUUUGUAUAAGUAUAACGUAUUUCAAAUCGCAUUCAUUGUUUUAGCAGCAUUGACCUGCGUGUAUUAUAUUGCCUUUGGAUGGAGAAGGAAAAAAACCUAGCGGCAAGUUCCAACUUUCCUCUUAAGAAUGCUUUCCCUAGAAGACAAUGCAGCAGGCUCUCG
Messenger RNA from Hibiscus syriacus, 425 nucleotides. Its product is annotated as LIMR family protein At3g08930-like. The coding region runs from base 49 to 363 and encodes 104 amino acids. Lineage: Eukaryota; Viridiplantae; Streptophyta; Magnoliopsida; Malvales; Malvaceae. The transcript has 5 exons. The record is from RefSeq and is a predicted model, not a curated record.